This is a messenger RNA of Macaca mulatta (Rhesus monkey), 576 nucleotides long. The record is from RefSeq and is a predicted model, not a curated record. Lineage: Eukaryota; Metazoa; Chordata; Mammalia; Primates; Cercopithecidae.
AUGCUCUUACUUCAUGGUUAUCUGCUUACCAGGAAAGAGGAAGUGAGACAAUCUAUGAGGACUCUUUUAGCUCUAGGAGACAUAUAUCACUCACCAAAAAUCAGUGCGUAUUUGUUGUGUGAUAUUACAGGAGAAGGGACGCCGGCCGGUCAGGCCUCGGCGCGGCCCACGUGCUUGGCUAACACGCUCGCUCCCGCUUCCCGCCACACGCCAGCCACCGCGGAGGCCUCGUUCACCAGAGGCCCAGUGCGUCUCACGGAGUUGGAGCUGUACUUCCUCAUCGUGCGGUACCUCUCGGCGGGUCUGUGUUGGAGAGCGGCCCAGGUACUCGUGCAUGAGUUGGAGCAGUACCAAUUGUUGCCGAAGAGGUUGGACUGGGAGGGCAAUGAGCACAACACGAGCUACGAGGAACUGGUCUCGUCCAAUAAGCAUGUGGCUCCUGAUCAUCUGUUGUAUUGCCGGCGCAUUGGUGCUAUGUUGGAUAAAGAAAUUCCACCCAGUAUUUCAAGAGUCACUUCUUUACUUACCGCAGGAAGGCAGUCUUUGCUACGUACAGCGAAAGGUACCUUAAUUUGA